UUCCUGCACAUGAAACAUUCAGCAAUAGCUAUCCAGUCCUGGUGGCGGGGAACCUUGGGGCGUCGAAAAGCUGCCAAGAAGAAGUGGGCAGUAGAGACUAUCAGAAGGUUCAUUAAAGGUUUUAUUUACCGGAACCACCCUCGGUGCCCAGAGAACGAGUAUUUCCUGGAUUACAUCCGCUUCUCCUUCCUGAUGAACCUCAAGCGUAAUUUACCAAAAAAUGUUUUGGACAAAUCAUGGCCAACUCCUCCCCCAUCGCUCUGUGAGGCAUCCCAGCUCCUGCGCCAGCUGUGUAUGCAGAACAUGGUCUGGACCUACUGCAAGAGAAUCAGCCCCGAGUGGAAGCAGCAGUUGGAACAAAAAGUAAUUGCCAGUGAGAUUUUUAAGGGUAAAAAAGACAAUUACCCUCAGAGUGUUCCCAGACUCUUCAUCAACACUCGACUUGGAAAUGAAGAGAUAAAUGCUAAAGUCCUUCAGGCUUUAGAAAAUGAAGCAAUUAAGUAUGCAGUUCCUGUGAUCAAGUAUGACCGCAAAGGAUACAAAGCAAGAGCACGGCAGCUGCUUCUUACCCAAAACGCAGCCAUCGUAGUUGAAGAAUCCAAAAUCAAACAACGGAUCGACUAUGCCAAUCUGACAGGAAUCUCCGUCAGCAGCCUGAGCGAUAACUUGUUUGUGCUGCACGUGCACUGCGAGGACAACAAACAGAAGGGAGAUGUUGUACUUCAAAGUGACCACGUGAUCGAGACACUAACAAAGACAGCCAUGCAGGCAGACAAAGUCAAUAACGUCAACAUCAACCAGGGCAGCAUAAAAUUUACAGUUGGGCAAGGCAAAGAAGGCAUCAUUGACUUUAUAUCGGGAUCAGAACUGCUCAUAGCCAAAGCCAAGAACGGCCAUCUAACAGUGGUUGCUCCUCGUUUGAACUCUCGAUGAUAAUACGUGCCACCACAACAGGACCUUUUCCUCCAUCAACCUGACUGCACCCCAUAAAAUUGGCUGGACAUUGUUCCCAGCAAAAUCCCCCCCUCCUUCCUCGCUUUGCUCAUUUUGUUUAUUGUUACCAAAGACCUGCACUUUCAGAAAAACCACAAAAUACAUCUUGCUUUGUCUUAAUAUGAAAGUUCCAAAAGAAA
Molecule: messenger RNA, 1133 nt
Organism: Antrostomus carolinensis (chuck-will's-widow)
Lineage: Eukaryota; Metazoa; Chordata; Aves; Caprimulgiformes; Caprimulgidae
Product: unconventional myosin-Ic
Exons: 11
Coding region: 10-933 (307 amino acids)
Cellular component (GO): myosin complex
Molecular function (GO): cytoskeletal motor activity
Source: RefSeq, a predicted model, not a curated record